AUGUCCACGCCAAAGCCAACAACUGCAACCACCACAACCACCACAACAGCAGCAGCGCCCAUCUGCACGGAUGGCGUGAGCACCUCUGCCAUCAAGCGGUUCAUGUCGCAGAUCAAGGAUUAUCACCCCGACAACUACGAGGAGGUGACGACGUACGAUGCGAGUGUCAAGCCCGUGAUCCACCGCACGAAGGAAUGGAAGUGUUCGUACAUCGACCUGCUGCGCAGAACCAAGCCGGAGGAAGUGGGACCAGCCACCGUGUUUGUGUCGCACGCCUGGAAGUACAAGAUCUCCGAUGUCCUCACCACCAUGCUGGAGUACGACGAGGAGGAGGAGGAGAAACACAAGGAUGAAGAUGGAACCAAGCACAGCAAGCAAGAGACGUUCUUCUGGUUUGACCUCUUCUGCAACAACCAGCACACAGAAUCGCGCAUGGGCCUGUCGCCAGAACAGAUUGGGGCCCCGUUCAAGAGCGCCAUUGCAUCCAUUGGCAAGGUGCUGCUGGUGCUGACGCCGUGGAACAAGCCCGUCCCACUGACACGCGCGUGGUGUCUGUGGGAGAUCUUCUGCGCCAUCAGCCAAGAAAGCGAUGUUGGAUUGGAGAUUAGGCUGCCACAGCACCAGCGCACGAAGCUGAGGGAAGCUUUGCUUGAAGAUCACAAGGCAAUCACCAACAUGCUGGUGGAGGUGCAAGCAGGGAAAGCAAGCGCAAGUGUGCGAGCAGACAAGGAGAUGAUCUUCAAGGCGAUUGAGGACACUGUGGGCUUCCCUGAAGUGAACAGAGCUGUGAAAGGACGGAUGCGCGCCUGGUGUUUGAUGAUGGCAAAGUCAUUUUUGGAGGAGAUGGGGAUGGGAGGCGAAGACGGCACGGCCGAGUUUGCACGCAUGUGCAACAGAGUUGGACUGGUCAUGCUUGACUUUGGAGAGCAUGAAAGAGCGGAGCAGUUUCUUCAACGAGGCCUGGAUAUCGAGCUGAACACGUUGGGGGAGAAGCAUCCGUCCACAGCAACCACAUACGGCAACCUGGGCGGUGUGUACUACAGCAUGGGUGAGUAUGACCGUGCUCUGGAGUACUACCAGAAGGGUUUUAAGAUUACGCUGGACACGUUGGGGGAGAAGCAUCCGUCCACAGCAAUCACAUACAGCAGCCUGGGUCAGGUGUACUGCAACAAGGGCGACUAUGACCGCGCCAUCCACUACUAUGAGAAGUGCCUGCAGAUACAGCUGGACACGUUGGAGGAGAAGCAUCCACACACGGCAACCACAUACAACAACCUGGGUCACGUGUACUGCAGCAAGUGCGACUAUGACCGUGCCAUUCACUAUUAUGACAAGUGCCUGCAGAUACAGCUGGACACCUUGGGGGAGAAACACGCAGAGACAGCAAGAACGUACAACAACCUGGGCGGGGUGCACUGCAGCAUGGGUGAGUAUGACCGUGCUCUGGAGUACUGCCAACAGAGCCUGCAGAUCUACCUCGACACGUGGGGGGAGAAGCAUCCAUCCACAGCAACCAUACACAACAACCUGGGUCAGGUGUACUACAGCAAGGGCGACUAUGACCGCGCCAUCCACUACUAUGAGAAGUGCCUGCAGAUACAGCUGGACACGUUGGGGGAGAAGCAUCCACACACGGCAGGCACAUACAACAACCUGGGUCAAGUGUAUGAGAGCAAGGGCGACUAUGACCGCGCUCUGGCGUACUUCGAGAAGUGCCUGCAGAUACAGCUGGACACGUUGGGGGAGAAGCAUCCGUCCACAGCAACCACAUGUGGCAACCUGGGCCAGGUGUACAGGAGCAAGGGCGACUAUGACCGUGCCAUCCACUACUAUGAGAAGUGCCUGCAGAUACAGCUGGACACGUUGGGGGAGAAGCAUCCACACACGGCAACCACAUACGGCAACCUGGGUCAGGUGUACAAGAGCAAGGGCGACUAUGACCUCGCCACCCACUACUACCAGAAGAGCCUGCAGAUCAAGCUGGACACGUUGGGGGAGAAACACCCAGACACAGCAACCACAUACAACAACCUGGGUCAGGUGUACAACAGCAAGGGGGAGUAUGACCGUGCCAUCCACUACUAUGAGAAGAGCCUGCAGAUCAAGCUGGACACGUUGGGGGAGAAGCACCCAGACACAGCAACCACAUACAACAACCUGGGCCAGGUGUACAGGAGCAAGGGGGAGUAUGACCGUGCUCUGGAGUACUACCAGAAGGAUUUGAACAUUACACUGGACACGUUGGGGGAGAAGCAUCCGUCCACAGCAACCACAUACGGCAACCUGGGCGGGGUGUACAACAGCAAGGGGGAGUAUGACCGCGCCAUCCACUACUACCAGAAGAGCCUGCAGAUCCGCCUGGACACGUUGGGGGAGAAGCAUCCAGACACAGCAACCACAUACAACAACCUGGGUGGGGUGUACUACAGCAAGUGCGACUAUGCCCGCGCAAAACAGUUGAUGCAACGAGCUGUCGAUAUCUUGAUGGACACGCUUGGCCCAGACCACCCACACACCAAAGAUGGGCAGCAGAAUUUACUUGCACUGCGUCUGCAGGAAUUCAUUCGUCAAGUUUCACAACACCAGUCUACCCCAACUCCCUCUGGACAACAGCAGCAACACUCCCCAGUACAGCGCAACCCCCUGCUCCGUUUCAUCUCCGCUCAAGUAGCCCACCAAUCCUCUUCAACGCGUCGCAACUUGAUCCUGCGCUUCCUCUGCUCAACACUGCAUGCACACACGUCCCCAGCCUCUGCGGGGUGAGACUAACCUCGCACCCACUUCCCG
Messenger RNA from Salpingoeca rosetta, 2787 nucleotides. RefSeq names its product tetratricopeptide TPR_2. Gene Ontology annotation, cellular component: kinesin complex. Gene Ontology annotation, molecular function: protein binding. The transcript has 2 exons. The coding region runs from base 1 to 2763 and encodes 920 amino acids. Lineage: Eukaryota; Choanoflagellata; Craspedida; Salpingoecidae. The record is from RefSeq and is a predicted model, not a curated record.